Molecule: messenger RNA, 3675 nt
Organism: Eleginops maclovinus (Patagonian blennie)
Lineage: Eukaryota; Metazoa; Chordata; Actinopteri; Perciformes; Eleginopidae
Gene: ggt5a
Product: gamma-glutamyltransferase 5a
Exons: 12
Coding region: 1281-2966 (561 amino acids)
Biological process (GO): leukotriene D4 biosynthetic process; glutathione catabolic process; inflammatory response
Cellular component (GO): plasma membrane
Molecular function (GO): leukotriene-C(4) hydrolase activity; glutathione gamma-glutamate hydrolase
Source: RefSeq, a predicted model, not a curated record
AUGCAUUGCAACGUGCCUGGGUUUUGUUCACAGUAAUCACAGAUCAGUACUUUGACAGGUAAGGUGUAUCAAACAUUAUAUGGCAUCAUGGAAAUAUUUUCCAAAAAAUGUAACUGCAGAGUCCAGAUCACGUAAGUGGGACUUUCUUUACCUGGAACAACAAUACUCAUAGAAUAAGUAAAGCAGCACAACGUUACUAUAGCAGUGUUGUUAUGCUUAUUUUCAGUCUGACAGGCCCAGACUGGUCCUGAAUUCCAGCUGCUUUGCGUUUAUUUAGCAAGGUAACAGUUUAUCAUAACAUUUAAACCUGUUGCUGCAGUUGUUCCAAAAGCUUGUCUCAUUGGUUUAUCAGAUACUUUGCUGAUUAAAAAUAAUCAUUUCAAAAAUCCGAACCAUGGAAACAACGUAAUUACACCAGCUUUUUUCACUGCCUGUUUUCUCCAAUUAUAGUAAAUUCACACAUUUAAAAGCUUUUUUUGCAAUAGUAAACAAAAGUAUUAAGAUUUGACUUGAGUAAAAGUGUUAAUACUACAGUGUAGAACUACCCGCUUGUGAGUAAAAAUACUAUAGCAUACCGAUGUAUUAUAUUAUAUUAUAUAAUUUAAAAUAGUGAUGCAUUAAUUUGUUCGUCACAUGUAGCUGGCAAAGGUUCAGGUUCAGGCUCAGGUUAUUUAUUUAUACCCGUAGGUAGAUUUGGUUUGCAAAUAAAAAGACAAGGGAUCCAUCCUGACACUCAAACAACACAAAUAGUCAAGAGACACAUCUCUAAUAAAAGGAAGGGGAUUUGAAUGACUUUAUAAAUGAGUGGAUUAAUUUAGAAUAAUAUAGGGUAAUCUAUUUACAUUACAUUAUUGAUAGAACAUAAAUAAAUCCAAAUAACUUGAGCUUUAAAAUGAUAAGUGGGGUAAAAAACAAGUAUUUGAGAAUGUACUUAUUAUUCGCUUCGUGGUUACUGCUAACCACUGAAUGUAAAGUCUGGGGUUAUCUUUUGGUUUUCAUUUGCUUUAUUUUUGCCUUUUGAGUUUCUAUCAGUAGGCCUAUUACACCUAAAGCCUGCUACAUACGUCACCCAAUGGUACGAAGGCCAUAACAGAUAUUGUCAGAGUAUUAAGUGAAAACUCCUCAGGGCUGCAGGCGGGGGGAGGGUGGAGCCAGGACAAGUGAACACCCCCUUCAGAUGGGGCCAACUAGACUCCAAAUUUGGAAACAACAAGUUGUAACAUUACAGAGGAGACAGGCUAACCUGUCAAGGUGAAAUUAGACGUUAAUGCUCCCCGCGAAUGUACUGGAUCACAUCAGCCAUGGCGAGGUCAAAAGCGAGGGUGUACACUUGCUGUGUAUUGGUGAUGCUGUGCGUGGUGGCUAUUAUUGUUUGUGUUAUCACUGUACUGGCGAGGCACAAAUGUCCAGAUGAUACUUUCUCCACCGCUGCAGUAGCGGCAGACUCAGCAACGUGUUCAAAAAUUGCAAGGGACAUGCUUCAGAAAGGGGGAUCCGCGGUAGAUGGCGCCAUUGCUGCGCUGCUGUGCACCUCCGUCAUUAACCCGCAGAGCAUGGGAAUCGGAGGGGGGUCAAUAUUCACAGUGAUGGACAGCUCUGGCAAAGUGAAAAUCAUCAACUCCAGAGAAACUGUCCCGGGGAAGUUUAAACCUGACCUGCUGGAGACAUGUCCCAAGACCUUCCAGAUGAUUUCAGGUAGCUCAUGGAUCGGGGUCCCAGGGGAAAUUCGGGGUUAUGAGCAGGCACACAAGCUUUAUGGGAAGUUGCCAUGGGCCUCUCUAUUCCAGCCAACCAUCAAGCUGGCCAGAGAAGGUUUUCCUAUUCCUGUGAUCCAAGCUCGAUACAUCCCCCACAUUAAUACCAACAACACAGAGCCACUAAGAAAGUUGUUCUCAGAUAAGAAUGGGAACUUGCUGAAGGCUGGUGAUAUAGUGAAGUUUGAGAAACUGGCUGACACUCUAGAGACGAUUGCAAACGAGGGAGCAGACGCCUUCUACAACGGAAAAAUAGCAGAGGAUUUAAUCCGUGACAUACAGGAGGCAGGAGGAACACUCACGGCGCAGGACUUGGCAUCGUAUAAAGCUACAGUGACGGAUGCGUACGAGAUUACUUUGGGAGAGUACCAGAUGUACUUCCCCCCGCCCCCUGCAGGAGGAAUUAUCCUCAGCCUCAUCCUGAACAUCAUGAAAGAAUACAACUUGACUCCUGCAACUUUGGAACAAAAGGAAGAAAAGACACUGGCGUAUCAUCGCAUUGUUGAAGCUUUUAAGUUUGCCAAUGUAUUAAAGAAACACAUCCGUGAUCCAGCGUUCAGCUCAGAAGAAAUAGCCAAGAAAUUCACAGAGGACAGCUUCGCCAAGCACAUAAGGAGCUUGAUCAGCAGCAACGGGACUCAUGAUCCACAGUAUUACAACAUCACCCCGUAUCUGGACAGCAUGGGCACCACCCAUGUGUCGGUGCUAGCAAAGGAUGGAUCCGCUGUUUCUGUCACCAGCACCAUCAACCACAUAUUUGGCUCCAAGGUCUUCUCUCCGAGGACUGGAGUCAUUUUCAACAACGAGUUGUCAGACUUCUGUGGGCGAGCUGAUAAAAUCUUUACUGGGGAGCAGCCUCCUUCCUCCAUGGCCCCUGCUGUGCUGAAGUCUCCGUCCAGGACUCUGGUGAUUGGAUCGACGGGUGGGAGCAUGAUCACCACUGGGAUGGCCUCGGCCCUCAUGAACCACCUCUGGUUUGGGAAGAGCCUCAAGGAGGCGAUUGCUGCUCCGGUUUUUUUUGUCAAUGCUAUGAAUUCAGUAAAGUUUGAAGUCCACUUCGAUCAGGAAGUAAUCAAGGCUCUGAAUGCCCUUGGACACAAACAGUACGAUGACAAGAUUUUCUAUAACGUAGUGAAUGCUGUGGAGAAGAAGGAUGGCUGCAUCUGCGCCGUGUCUGACGCCAGGAAGAUGGGAGAGGCAGCCGGGUACUGAGACCAAGAGCGGCUAACAUUGGUUAGGCAGGAGGGCAUGAAGGUUAUGGAGACCUUCUGCAACACAGAUGGUGUUAAAUCAUUGAACAUAUCACCAAAUACCAGGCCUCUGCAGAUGAACACUCACUAGCAGCAGUUAAACACGUGGUGUGGGAACAUGACUGUAACAGCGACAUGAUGGAUUUGACCGUGUGUGAAGAAACCACUGUGACUGAAUGUGAGCUCCUGUGAAUCAACUUAUUCGUACACAUCGUCCCACUUAUGUCAUUAGUUGUAUCUUUAGCUGUAAAAAUAUUUGGUAACAUUUUAUUGAAUGUACAGCAAAUGAAAUAUGGUUAUAGGUAUGAUAAUGAAGUAAAGCUUUUUUUAAUUUGUUUUAUAUUCUAUUUUGAAUGUUGUGUUAAAACAUUGAGGAACAUCCAGAAAUCUACAUUUUUAGAUGCACAUUUCCUGCAAGAUAUCUGUAGUUUAUACCAUAAAGAGAAAUUUCACAAAUGAGCUAAAACUGUUUGGAUUUAUACUUCAAACAUGUGUGGAAGACAUAAUCUCUGCCAUUCUUGUGUUUGACACUUUAAUAGCUGAAGAUGUGCAAUGCAUGGACUUAUUAUUAUAAAGGUCUUGCAAAGAGUAUGUAUACACAAAAAUGUAUGUACAAGUAUUUUAUUUUUUUGGUGUUGCAUUUAUAUUGUAAUAAAUGAAAGCAUAAUUUA